This is a messenger RNA of Lathyrus oleraceus (garden pea), 750 nucleotides long. RefSeq lists its product as uncharacterized. The record is from RefSeq and is a predicted model, not a curated record. Bases 1 to 750 code for a protein of 249 amino acids. The transcript is spliced from 3 exons. Lineage: Eukaryota; Viridiplantae; Streptophyta; Magnoliopsida; Fabales; Fabaceae.
AUGGAGUUUCUAGAUGAAGAUACUCUGGAGGUUAUUCCCCUCUUUGUUAUUCGAGGCGACGUCCCUGGCCCUUCUUCCACAGCUGGAAGUAAUCAAGGUAACAUUCCUGAUAAAUCUCCUCAUAAAGAUGACAUGCACUUUACAGAUCGUGCCAUUAGAAACCUAGUAACUAGGAUUCUAAACGAAGGGCAUGCAGUCAAGGGUAAAACCUUGCCUAGUAAGAAACCAGUAGAUGGUUCUCAUGAGACUACUGAGAAUGAUAUUAAUAUGGAGGAAGAGAGUUCAGAGGAAGAGGAUGACACCUUGGUUCAUCAUGUAAAACCAAGUGUUGCUAGGAAAUUGAAGACCAGAAAAAGGAAGACUGUGGUUGAAAUGAUGACAGUAAGAAGAGGGAAAAAGGUUGCUGGUGUAAGACCCUUCAAAUCAUGGAGUAAAGUUGAGACUGUUAAGAAGUCUCCAGGAAAAGUUGCAGUUGUGCACUUAGAUAACAUCUCUUUCCAUCUAGAAGAUGGUGCUGCAAAGUGGAUGUUUGUCAUUCAAAGGAAGGUUGUUGUUGAAAUGGAGUUGGGAAAGGAGGCUGUAGAAGUGAAGGAAGUGAUGGAAUUGAUUAAGGUUGUUGGACUGAUGAAAACUGUGGUUGCUUUGCUCCAAUGCUUUGACGGGUUAGUAAAAGAGUUUGUUAUGAAUAUCCCAGAGGAUAUUUCUGAAAAGAGUAACAAGGAAUUCUGCAAGGUUUUUGUAAGAGGUUGA